AUGGGACAUCAGAUCAACACAGUAGCGCCUCAAAGUAAACAGAUCAGCAAACGUCAAAACCCACAAAAAUAACUAUAUAAUCCUAAAUUGUACAAAAAAAACUGCGUGCUUUAAUAUUGCGACUUUGUGUUUAUUGCUGUCGUUCUUUUAUUGGCAAACGUUUAUGUCGACCUUCAAGUAGUGAGGUUUUAAGCGUUCUCUCGUUAGCUUGCUAGCAAUGUUUACCUAAUCAAUGAUGACCUUAGGUUACAUCUGACCGUCGAUUCGAGUAGUUUGUUCAACGACUUCAUACUGGAAGUCUUCUAGAUAAUGCUAGCGCCAGACAUCUAAGGCGAUGAAGCCUGAACAACACAAUCCUGCGAUGGCUGACAACGCACAGCUGAGUCUGGUGGGCGGUUUGGUCACCGGCGGCUCCUCAGCCGGUGGCCGCGGUCGUCAGACGUUCAGAAGUUCGGCCCAUUCCCAAAGCCUGCUGGACAGCCUGCUGGGGCUUAGGCAAGCUGGCAUCCUGUCGGACGUGGUGCUUCUGGUGGAGGGUCGAGCACUCCACGGCCACCGCGUGCUUCUCGCUGCUGCUUGCGAUUAUUUUAGAGGGAUGUUCACUGGAGGCCUUCGCGAGAUGCAGCAGAAUGAGAUCCCAAUCCACGGAGUGUCUUAUUUGGGCAUGAACAAAAUACUGGACUACAUCUACACUUCAAAGAUAGAGCUAGACCUGGACUGUGUGCAGGAAGUCCUAAUAGCGGCCACAUUGGUGCAGCUUGAGGAUGUCAUAAGCUUUUGCUGUGAGUUCCUCUUCUCCUGGCUGGACGAGAGCAACUUAUUGGAGAUGCAUCACCUCGCCGAUCUCUACGGAUUGCGGCAACUCAAUGCCAGAGUCCACGCCCACAUCCUGAGCAACCUGCAGGCUUUGUCCCGCACAGACGUCUACCGGCGACUCCCCCAAGAAGAAGUCUUCCAAGUUCUAAGCAGUGAUGAGCUGGAUGUGCAAAGUGAGAAUGAGGUGUACGAGGCAGCGCUUCACUAUCACUACAGUCCUGAGCAGGUGGAGAGUGACCAGGUGUACUUGCAGGACAAUCUCAAGAUGCUUGAUGCUGUGCGCUUCUGCCUAAUGGAGAAGCAAGUGCUGCAGAGGUUGCACGAUAAACUGGAUCAGUGCCCGCUAAAGGAAUCCGUGUCUGCUGCCCUGCAUUACCAUGAGCAGGAGAUGUGGCAGCCUGUCCUUCAGAGUCCUCUCACACAGCCUCGUUCCACCUUCUACUGUAUUUUGGCCUUCGGGGGGAUGUUCGCUUCCCCCUCUCAUACGGACAACGAGCACCUGUUCCACGUGUUCCACCCUAGCUGGAAGGAGUGGAGGGCUCUUAAUUCAGUGAACACUCCCCGGAUGUCCAACCAGGGAAUUGCUGUGCUCAACAACUUUGUGUAUCUUAUCGGUGGAGACAGGAACAGCAGUGGAUUUCGUGCAGAGACUCGAUGCUGGAGAUACGACCCUCGUCACAACAGUUGGUGCUCCAUCCAACCUUUGCAGCAUCAGCACGCGGACCACUGCGUUUGUGUGGUGGACGGGCAUAUUUACGCUAUCGGAGGUCGCGACUACAGCAAGGAGUUGUCCUCAGUGGAGCGCUAUGACCCGCACGCUAACACCUGGGAGUUUGUGUCCCCUCUCAUUAGAGAGGUUUACGCCCAUGCCGGAGCGGUGCUAGAUGGCAAGAUUUACAUCACUUGUGGACGCAGAGAGCGGGCGUACCUAAGCGAGACCUCCUGUUACGACCCGGUAGCCGACCACUGGACGGCAUGUGCAGACGGGCCAGCAGGGCGAGCGUGGCACGGCAUGGCUGCUGUAAACAGACGCCUCUAUGUCAUUGGUGGAAGUAAUGACGAGCAUGGCUACCGGCGGGAUGUCUUACAGACGGCGUGCUUUGAUCCCUCAGACAACUCAUGGACUUUACUGACCCCACUCCCUGCUGGCCAUGGGGAACCCGGCAUGGCAGUAUUGGACGGUCGCAUCCACGUAGUGGGAGGACGCUCCCACAACAAAGGCAACCGAAUGAAAUACGUUCACGUGUUCAACACCGACACAGGCGAGUGGGAGAGCGACGCUCCCAUGAAGGAGCGCGUCUCGGGCCUGGCCGCCUGCGUGGCGCUCAUGCCACCAGCUGUGAUGGCACUCGCCAAGAGCUUGGAGCAGCACAUCAAGUUAUUGUGGGGAGAUGACUUUUCCAGCUCACACACAAGCACGGAUGAAGACUAAUGGUUAAUGAGCGCGAGACUUGAAGGUACCUUUUGUCAUGUAUAUCUAAGUAUUUGUGGCAGCAUUACAUCCUGCUAGCUGCCCUUUCUUAUUAGUGCCUCUGAAUUGAAUGUGUGCAUUAAACUUUAUUUCCCCGAUUAGCGAUGGGCAUAAGGGUGGAUUCUUUGAAUUCCAUUUUCUAUACCACGGUGCACUGAAGCCUAUCCCAGCUUACUUUGGGUUAGAUAUACCUACAAGUGGCUCUUUGAUACACUAGACAAUAUCGGACUGUGCAUUUGGUACUUGGGUCUUCAGUGGGGACUUACUUACCCAACUUAAUGCUACUGGAGAGGCUGGUUUCGAAACGUAUUGGGCAGACUGCUACAGUAUAUUGGGACUUGAGUGUAACAAGUCCCAUUUUUAAUAUAGACUGCCUUGUUGUUUUUUUAUUUAGCUCACUGGGUUUUCAUAAGAUUCAUAAGUAACAAUAAUAAUAAUAAUAAUGAAGAAUGCUGAAUGCUGAUAGGACAAAUCUGCUGUGACAUUUCAUAAGCAUUCUAAAUUGAUGGCAGAGUAAGCUAACGUAUGACCUGUCUCUCUGUCUUUAUGCAGUUAGUUUUUACUCCUAAUGACUAUGCAAUAUGAGCAGAAAGCAGCUGACUACCAUUUAAAUAGCAUAAUUUUCCGUCUAUUGUCCCCACUUGAAAAGAAGCUGCACCUGCUAUAUUUUAAAAAGGAACAAAACAGAUUGGUCAAGGAACAACAAAACUGCCAUACAUCAAAACAAACAUUUCUUACCCGAUUUUGCAUAAAAGUGGGCUCCCUAGACAGCAAAAUGCACGUUAAACGGUCGUCUGGAUCGCAAUGAGAUUUCAGUGGCUGUCUCGUGCGUUGAUUUAUAAUGGAAUCAUGAGUUCAGCAAGAUAAAAAUCUGAACAUCAGAAAAGUGAUCUUCUUCUUGUUUUUGUGAUGAAAACCAAAUCACGAAUGUUACUACUGUGACUUGUGUGUUCCUUCUCUUUAGUAUGACUUAUUAUGCACAUUAUGUCGUGAUGGAACCCACAAAGAACUAUCUAGAUAACCACACAAACCGAGCCUAUUUUGUUCUUUUAAUUAGUUUGCUUGUUUGAUACCUCACGUUUAUUUAAAUGAUCCAGAUGAGCUAAAAAAAACAAGUUGCACAAUGUUCAUUCUUUUUUCUGCAUGGCUUUGCAUUCUUUGUGAUGCUCAAAAUGUUAUUAAACAUUUUUUCUCUUCCAUGUAACAGGUUAAGCCUGUCACCCAAGAUAUGCAAAUGUAUUUCUGUGGAUAAGAAAGAAUAAACAAUAAUAUAUGCCUUUUA
Syngnathus typhle (broad-nosed pipefish) is the source of this 3569-nucleotide messenger RNA. It is a transcript of the gene klhl22, whose product is annotated as kelch-like family member 22. NCBI's taxonomy places the organism in Eukaryota, Metazoa, Chordata, Actinopteri, Syngnathiformes, Syngnathidae. Gene Ontology annotation, biological process: proteasome-mediated ubiquitin-dependent protein catabolic process; protein monoubiquitination; positive regulation of TORC1 signaling. Gene Ontology annotation, cellular component: polar microtubule; mitotic spindle; nucleus. Bases 335 to 2248 code for a protein of 637 amino acids. The transcript is spliced from 8 exons. Gene Ontology annotation, molecular function: protein binding. The record is from RefSeq and is a predicted model, not a curated record.